Myxocyprinus asiaticus (Chinese sucker) is the source of this 2066-nucleotide messenger RNA. RefSeq names its product tumor necrosis factor receptor superfamily member 19-like. Gene Ontology annotation, cellular component: plasma membrane. Gene Ontology annotation, biological process: positive regulation of canonical NF-kappaB signal transduction; positive regulation of JNK cascade. Gene Ontology annotation, molecular function: protein binding; signaling receptor activity. NCBI's taxonomy places the organism in Eukaryota, Metazoa, Chordata, Actinopteri, Cypriniformes, Catostomidae. The coding region runs from base 372 to 1484 and encodes 370 amino acids. The record is from RefSeq and is a predicted model, not a curated record. The transcript has 10 exons.
AAACAAGAACAACAGUGAAAAUAGAUCACACAAGAAGACGAAGCUACUCUAUGUGUACAAAAGUUUCGCGUGCUCCCGUUCGACUUCGGGAUCUUGCAAUUAGACUUUUCGUUUAGUCAUAUCGGAAUCUCUGAAUUUGCAGGUCGGAUUAAGUGCUUUUGUUAAGGACGUGGCUGAAGCUUUGAUGUACAUGCUGAUCCGAGAUCAGAUUACAGCUUUUGAUCUGAGCUUUGACUGUUGUGCUUGACUCGGGACGAGUUCAGACCUCAGCGGUGAGGGCAGUGGAGCACAUCCGAAAGAACUUUUCAUAUAAAACGGGAAUCUACGAAGCAAGUCUGUCAUUGUAGUGUACGUGGGAAAGACCUUUGAAAAUGCCCCGGUCACCGAUUCUCUCCUUAUUUCCUCUUCAGAGCACACUUGUGCUUCUAUUGUGCAUUAUGUUUGCAGUAAGGUCAGAGGAGAGAAGAGAUUGCAGGGAACAGGAAUACAAGGAUAACUUUGGGAACUGUAUUCCCUGCCGGCAGUGUGACGCAGGACAGGAGCUCUCAAAGGAAUGUGGCUUUGGCUAUGGAGAGGAUGCCCAGUGUGUGCCCUGUCGAGCCAGUCGCUUCAAAGAGGACCGCAGCCUGCAGAAAUGCAAGCCCUGUCUGGACUGUUCCCUCCUCAACCGCUUCCAGAAGGGCAACUGUUCCACCACAAACAACGCCAUAUGCGGAGACUGCCUGCCUGGAUUUUACAGAAAGACAAAGUUAAGUGGAUUCCAGGAUAUGGAGUGUAUACCUUGUGGAGAUCCACCACCACCUUAUGAGCCGCACUGUAUCAGGCGAGUGAAUCUGGUUCCUCUGCAGUCAACAGUGGCCAGCCCCAGGGACAUGGCACUUGCUGCAGUAAUCUGCAGUGCUCUGGCUACUGUCCUCCUGGCCCUCUUCAUCCUCUGUGUGAUCUACUGUAAAAGACAGCUACUGGAGAAAAAAACUGUUUCCUUGCAGUCUCACGAAGGUCCUUAUGUGGGGUCUGAGUUGUCUUGUCUGGAUCGUAGAGUGCUCAAGUUCUCCCAGCGGCCAUGUUGUCACUGCCGUCAGGCUUCAGGACAUACCUGCGGUCCUGCACACCUGAUCCCAUCUCUAUGCUGUGAUGACACCUGGAGCCAGGGCCACGGUCGGGAGAGUCAUCCCUUUCACUCUCAGAGCAGUCUCAAUGAAAGGCUAGUGAAUCCAUCUCUGGGAACCAGUCAAGCAGAUCUGUGCUAUGCACCAGAACCUCUCUUAGAAGAUGUCCCUCUCUCUGAGGCAUGGCCACUCGUACAGAGCACCAGAACCACAGAUUAUGUCCACUGUAGCUCAGAUUCCACACAGAGAUGUUCCUCCUGUGAAGACGAUGAGGAACAUGACCUGCAAAGCUCAGGCCUGGUCUCAGCUGAGCUUGAGGAUGGGACAAACAGUCGGCUUCUAUCGCAGCAACAGCUGUCUAUAAUUGAAGGAUGACCUACUCUUAUCUCACCUGCUGUUGGUCUUUGAAAGCCACUCUGGAGGUAAAAAGAGAAAAGGAAGAUCCCCACUCAGAUAUCAUUAGGCCACACACACUGAAAACGAGUGUUUUGUCAUCUUUCUCCAGCAGUCUGUGAGAGCUCACCAACAGCAGUCUACAGAGACUUUAUUAAUAAGUGUCAACAAAACCACACAAGACAAAACAACUCUUGAGAAGCUGAGGGAAGCUUUUUGGAAGCCUUUUGUAAAGAAAGCAUUACAACUAGCCUCUAGUUAUACAGUUUAUCCCUGCACUGACUACCUAUUCAGGUGGGUUGAAGUUAAUGUUACACUGCAGGUAUUAGUUGCAGUUGUGACCUCAAUUGUUUGGAUUGUUCUUACUACAUUCCAUGUAGAUCAAACUGUUCAUGGUAAAGACUGUGUGCGAUCUCCAGUGUGCUGAAUUGUAGAUAUUGUAUUAUAGUAAAUAGAAGGACAAUAUUUUUAUAAUGCCUUCACUCUUGCUUUUGGUAAUGAUGUUUGGUAAUCCUUACAAAUUUUGUUGUUCAUCAAAUUUGUAAAUAAAACUUUACAAACUUU